AGGUUCCUCCUGACCCGGUUAAAAGAGUUCUGCGGAGAGUUUCUGAAGAAGAAACUCAACCUGUCCAACUGCGUCGCGGUUCACAGCUUAGCUCACAUGUAUUCCUUGAAUCACCUGGCCCUCAAAGCCCAGGAUAUGAUCAGGAGAAACUUCCACAAAGUUAUCCAAGAUGAGGAGUUCUACACUUUGCCCUUUCAUCUGGUCAGAGACUGGCUCUCGGACUCGGAGAUCACCGUGGACUCUGAAGAAGUCCUCUUUGAGACGGUUUUGAAGUGGGUUCAGAAAAAUCCUGAAGACAGAGAGAAGUACUUUGAAGAUCUCUUUAAACUGCUUAGAUUGUCUCAGAUGAAACCCACUUACCUUACUCGCCACGUCAAAUCUGAACGGCUGGUGUCGAGCAACGAAGCCUGUGUUAAAUUAGUGUCUGAAGCCGUGGAGAGUCACGCCUUGCGGGCUGAGAACUUGCAGUCGGGUAACCUACAACAUUCCACUUGUCCUGUGGCGUUGUUGCCACGUCUGGGACAAAACAUGGAUGUGAUUAUGGUGGUCGGUGGGGUGUCGGAGGGGGGUGAUUACCUGAGCGAGUGCGUAGGGUACUUCAUCGAUGAGGACAGGUGGGUAAACUUGCCACACAUCCACAACCACCUCGACGGGCACGCUGUCGCCGUGACGGAGUCUUACAUUUACGUGGCUGGCUCCAUGGAACCAGGGUUUGCUAAGACUGUAGAAAGGUACAAUCCAAACAGAAAUAUCUGGGAGCAGGUCUCAAAUCUAAUCACCAGGAAGCAUUCUUUUGGCCUUACCGAAGUCAAAGGAAACUUGUACAGCAUUGGUGGACACGGCAAUUUUAGUCCUGGCUUUAAAGAUGUGGCCAUUUACAAUCCCGAGCAGGACAAGUGGCUCACCCUGGAGUCGGCACCGAAGAUCCUUCGCGAUGUGAAGGCUGUUUCUGUCGAGGACAGGUUUGUGUACAUCGCUGCCCGCACCCCCGUCGACAGCGACAGCGAGGAUGGGCUGAGGGCAGUUAUCAUCAGGUUCGAUGCGGAGACGAGGCAGUGGCAGGACGUGGAGUCCCUGCCCCUCAUCGAUAACUACUGCUCCUUCCAGAUGUCUGUCGCCAGCACCAACUUCUACCACACGGCCUCGUGCUGCCCCAAGAGCUACCCCAUCAAUAACGAGGAAGCCAAGAUGAAGAUCUCCAGCAGGGCCUCCGAUGAAAUACUUGAGAGCUUGCCCCCGGAGGUGCUCAGCAUUGAAGGAGCAGCCAUCUGCUAUUACAAAGACGACGUGUUCAUCAUCGGGGGCUGGAAGAACAGCGACGACAUCGACAAGCAGUACCGCAAGGAGGCCUAUCGCUACUGCGCCGAGAGGAAGCGCUGGAUGCUGCUGCCCCCCAUGCCUCAGCCACGCUGCAGGGCGACAGCCUGCCACGUGAGGAUCCCCUUCAGAUGCCUGCAAGGAACGCAAAGAUACCCCAUGCCCCAAAAUCUGAUGUGGCAGAAAGAUAGAAUAAGGCAGAUGCAGGAAAGGCAGAUGCAGGAGAUCCACCGGCACUCCCUGAGCUUGCGGAGAAUGCCGCGCUCGCAGAUCGAGUGCUAG
Merops nubicus (carmine bee-eater) is the source of this 1599-nucleotide messenger RNA. RefSeq names its product kelch-like family member 11 (gene KLHL11). The transcript has a single exon. The record is from RefSeq and is a predicted model, not a curated record. The annotation marks the transcript as partial. NCBI's taxonomy places the organism in Eukaryota, Metazoa, Chordata, Aves, Coraciiformes, Meropidae. Gene Ontology annotation, molecular function: protein binding.